Molecule: messenger RNA, 1707 nt
Organism: Truncatella angustata
Lineage: Eukaryota; Fungi; Ascomycota; Sordariomycetes; Amphisphaeriales; Sporocadaceae
Exons: 1
Coding region: 1-1707 (568 amino acids)
Source: RefSeq, a predicted model, not a curated record
AUGACUCUCCCCGACGUGUUGAUGCAACGAGUCGACGAAUACGUCGACUCCCUCGCCCCUCAGAUCCAGCCCCGCAUCGCCUCCGAGAUCGACACCUUCCAGCAAAGGACCAUCGACGGUCUGGAGGACCAGGUCGUCGAUGCCUUCCGCUCGCUGUUCAACAAGGACAAGAGCGCAAACGACGGCGGCGCAAGGGGCCUGAACGACUCACCCCCGGAUGCCUACGGAGGCCAGUCCCUACCUUUCGCCGACGAGAUUGCCAAGCUCACACGCAGCUUCAGCACAAUCACCAACGAGGCUGGUGAUGACCUGCGCGACAUCUUCGACCUCACCGAAGGCCGCGGUGGUGCAGCUGGCCCUGCCGAGACGCAGUCGCGCGGGUUGAGCAGCAACAACGACGCCUUCUCUUCAGGUGCCAAGGGCUUCUUCACCGCCGCCAUCGGCGCAGUACAAGAUCACCUGGACAACAACAAUAACAACAACAACAAUAAUGGGCAGGGGGGUCAGAAGUUUGAGCUCGAUGGCCUCUUGGGCGUUCUCAGCAAUACCGUCAAGGAUGCUGCACGCAAUCCGGAGGAGAAGGCCCGUCUCAUCAGCCCCGAGAUCAAGGAAAAGGUCGCUGCAAAGUUGAGGGAGCAGCACGCACCCAUCGCUGAGCAGUUUACUCGCAUCGCCCUCGAUCAUAUCAAGCGCUGGCUGCGCGGCAACACGAGCACUCGGGAUGUAGGCGACGGCGUCAAAGGGGAGAUUGAGGAUCAGGUCAAGGACCUUGUCAAGGGGAUCGGAGGGCUCUUCGGAAACAAAAAGCAAUCUGGUGAAGGUCCCUCUAGAGGGCUCGGUGAUCGCGAUGGUGAGGGCGACGCAAGCGGAGGCGGUGGAUUUUCCAAGGUCAUCAGCGACAAGCUGAGCACCGGUCUUGCCAAAGUCCACCGCGAAGUACGUCUUGAGUUCCGAAAGGUCCUAGGCGCAAUCGAGAAACAGCUUUUUGAGCUUUUGCCAGACGCGUUCCAGCGCCCUCUGGAGAAGAUCCUGGGCGGCAACCCCUUUGACUCCCAGCUCGACCGCGAGGCCGGGGGUCAAGCAGACCGUGGCUUCGCUGAUGAUAUCAAGGUCAAGCUGGUCAAGAAGAUCCGCGGCCUAAUUCAGAAGGUACAGGAAACCCUUCGCGAAAGCAUCUUGGGUCUUGUCAAUGGCGGACACCGCAAGUUUGAGCGCGAGAGCUGGGUCUUUGUGCAGAACAUUGUGGAGGGUAAGGUGCAGAAAUAUCUCCCCAAGGUCAAGAUCACCGUGCCCGAUGACAUUGGCAAUGAGAAUGUUAGCGUGGGCGCGCCAACAACCGCUUCGCAACUCGGUAGUGGAAAUCAGCCUCAAGCCCCCGCUCAAGGCAACUAUGCGCCUCCCCCAUCGCAGGACCAGUAUGGUGGGCAGUCAUCUCAUCAACAAUCAUACAACCCUCCUCCUCCGCCGCACAACCAGGAGUAUCGACCUGAGCAGCAACUUCAUGAAGACCGGCCACAACAAUACCAGCCUCAACAAGAGUACCGGCCGGACCAAUAUCAGGCACCUCACCAGAACCAACCUAAUCAGUACGAUUCAAACCAGCAACAUGGCUAUGGCCAGAACCAGAACUACGGCGAAAACCCGAACUACGGACAUAAUCAGGGGUAUGGCCAGAACCAGGGCUACAACGGAAACCAACGAUACUGA